ACUGACAUUUCCCAACUGUUUCUGCAUAGCUACACCCUUACUGCUAAAAAAACCUUCUGUCUAUGCCACAACAUUUUUAUUACCUAUCUCCAAAUGCAAUCCUCAGUGUUACCAAUUCAAACACAUCAUAUGAAAUACACUAAUUAAACUCUGUUACAUUUAAUCUUCAAGAACACAAAAACAAAUGGCUCCUUCGUCUUCCUCCAUCUCCUCCCUCUCUCCUCUGGCUCCUCACUCCUUCACUCCGAUAUUGGAAUGUGACAAGGAAGGAAAGGAGGAUGAAGAAUCACAAGACUACUACACAAGCUCUGUUAAAUCCACACCUAGUCAACAACAUUAUAGUACAAGCAUCAAAGACUUUGAAACCAAAUAUGUUCAUCAGCCAACUCCGCUGCAUCACAAAAAUUGCAAGACAUCUCGUCAAAAAUCAUCAAGUGACUCGCCCUCUGUCGAGGACCGCGGAGUGUCAUGCAACAAGUGCCGUCCAAGCAACCGCGACAAAAUCUCCGCGGCUCCGUCAGAAAAUAAUGGAAAUAAUCGGCAGUCUUUUUCGAGUCCGAAUGGAAUUUUCAAGUCAUUUUUUGGUGCUAAAAAAAGCCCGAGGAUUUUAUCCGACGUGUCGUCCACGUCGGAGGAGAGGUGGAAAAUUGUGGCGACAGAGCUGUCGAAUAAGCUCGUGCUAGCUACUCGAAAGCGGGAUGAAGCGGUACAAGAGGCUUCGAAGUUGAAACGGUCCAUGGCGGAGAUUGAGAAGAAAAUUAAUAAGCUCGAAAUUUAUUGUCACACGUUAAAAUCUGGGCUUGAUCAGUGUAACAACGUGUCGGUAUCGGUGAUGAAUAAAUCGGUGGCUUUGAAGCAUGAGAGUGUGGUGAUUGGUGACAAGGAUAAUGUUGUGGAGAAUUUUUUGGUUUCGGUUUCGGAUGCUAGGUCAACGGUUCGGUUUUUGGCUCGGUCCUUGACUCUGCAACUACGUCGUAUGGGGAAUAAAGUUUAUGAUCAAAUUUCGCUACUUCUCCAAUCGUACGAUAUUAAAGUUUCAUUGUCUAAAAAUCCGAAGGAGUUGAUGACAUACGUCGAGGCGUUAUUGAACAAGUCCUUUUUCAAGGAUUUUGAGUCGAUCGGGUUCGACAAGAGUUCUGCGAACCAGAUACUGAACCCGAUCGCUCGUUGCGAGGCGAAUUUCGCCUCGUACUACGAGUUACGAACCCUGGAAUGGGAUGAUGUGUUGAACAAGGGGACUAGGCACUUCAGUGAGGAGUUCAGCAAGUUUUGUGACAGGAAAAUGAGUGAGAUUGUGGCUAUGUUAGGGUGGAACCGGGCCUGGCCCGAGCCACUUCUACAAGCCUUCUUUGGUGCCUCUAAGGCAGUGUGGCUGGUGCACCUGUUGGCUAACUCUGUGCACCCCAGCUUGCCGAUUUUUAGAGUGGAUAAAGAAGCGAAAUUCGAUUCGGUUUACAUGGAGGAUAUGGUCGGAGAGAAGGCGCGGAGAUUGGUUCCGGCUGAGGUUCGGAUCAUGGUGGUGCCUGGAUUCUAUGUCUAUGGCAAUGUGGUCAAGUGCAAGGUGAUUUGCAGGUAUCAGAACAGCAGCAAUGGCAUUGAUUAUGUAGAAGGAAGGGGGUUUAGUUCAAUUCCAUCUCCUAAGUAGCCAUCACAUGUGUAAAGUUUUGCUUCUCAACUCAAAUGAAUAUCAGAAUCAAGAAAAUUUGAAAUUCAAAUAGAUGAUUGCAGUAAUUGUUCGUUACAUUUGU
Molecule: messenger RNA, 1748 nt
Organism: Daucus carota subsp. sativus
Lineage: Eukaryota; Viridiplantae; Streptophyta; Magnoliopsida; Apiales; Apiaceae
Product: IRK-interacting protein
Exons: 2
Coding region: 185-1645 (486 amino acids)
Source: RefSeq, a predicted model, not a curated record